Messenger RNA from Dufourea novaeangliae, 4606 nucleotides. RefSeq names its product voltage-dependent calcium channel subunit alpha-2/delta-3 (gene Ca-Ma2d). The coding region runs from base 215 to 3910 and encodes 1231 amino acids. Gene Ontology annotation, molecular function: voltage-gated calcium channel activity. The transcript has 13 exons. NCBI's taxonomy places the organism in Eukaryota, Metazoa, Arthropoda, Insecta, Hymenoptera, Halictidae. The record is from RefSeq and is a predicted model, not a curated record. Gene Ontology annotation, cellular component: voltage-gated calcium channel complex.
UUCGUCGGUUUUAAGAGACGGCGCUCCGUUCCUGUACCCAAAAAUAAUCGGGACAUCUCGCCGGCCCCCGUGGAACCACACAACGCCUUUAAACGCAGCGACGUCGAAGGUGCAAAACGUGGUGUGUGUGCCGGCUACGAAUUUUCUCGCUAUCCGUAAUCGAACAGAAUGAGGUGAUGCACCAAAUCUUGCCACAGGAGAACGAUCACGAGACAUGGGACCGAGAAUCUAUUGCUGCUCGAUCGUUCUUGUCCUCUGCUUCCACUACGCCGGCUGUUUCGGUAGAGACGCGCGCAUCAUGACACGAUGGGCAGAGACCUUGGGUGCCGAAUUGUGGGAACUCGCGGAGAAGGUGGCCCGACCAGACGAACUAUUAAGCAGAUACAAAGCGAUGAAUACGCGGGUGGAGGAUAAGUCCGGGGAGGAGUUGGUGAGCAUAAUCAGCGAGAACGUCGGCAGGAUGCUCAGACGGAAGAUGGACGCGGUGACCUGCAUCCGGAUGAGGGCCGAGGAAUACGCCGAGAACUUCGAGAACGACGAGGAAGAUGGGAAUUUCACCUACGUGUCCGGGAAAUACAGCCCUGUGAUCAAUCAGAAGCCGCCCCAGCUUCCGGAGAACAUGGAGAAAAACGUCGACGUUUACAGGGAAAUGGAGCUGACAGCGGACUCGCAUUUCUACAAUAUCCCAGUGAACACAAGUUUUUCGUCGGUCCAUGUACCGACCAACGUCUACGAUCUGUCACCAGGUGUUGUCAAGGACAUCAAGAAGAGCGAGAUCCUGGACAACAUCUUCCGUCAGAACUACGAAUCAGACCCGGCCCUUUCCUGGCAGUAUUUCGGCUCAGUCACCGGUAUGCUUAGACAGUAUCCCGCAAUGCAAUGGAGGACCGAUCCCACGGAGAACGACGAGGUUCUUGGGGAGUACAAUGAGGCGGAGGAAAAAGAGGACGACGAGGGUGGCGGUGACGAAGAGGAGGCAGAUAUCUACGAUUGCAGAGUACGCAGCUGGUUCAUCGAGGCUGCGACUUGUAGCAAGGACAUGGUGAUCCUGAUGGACACCAGCGGCAGCAUGACCGGCAUGGGAAAGACUAUCGCGAGGACCACGGUGAAUAUAAUCCUGGACACCCUAUCGAACAACGAUUUCGUCACCGUGCUGAGCUACACGAACGAGACCUACGACGUGGUCGAUUGCUUCAAGGACAUGCUGAUCCAGGCCACGCCGGAGAACUUGGACACGUUCAAAAAAGCGAUAAUGACGGUGAAAACGGAGGGCUUGGCGAAUCUCACGGAGGCCUUCAACAGGGCGUUCAAUCUCCUCAAGAAUUACAGGGAGACGCGUGGGUGCGGCGCAGACACGCCGUGCAAUCAGCUAAUCAUGCUGGUCACCGACGGGGUCCCUGGAAAUCUGACCGAGGUGUUCAAAACAUGGAACUGGCAGGACAACAACACCCACGUCCCCGUGCGAGUGUUCACUUAUCUCUUGGGCAAAGAGGUGACGAAGGUCAGGGAGAUUCAAUGGAUGGCCUGUCUCAAUCGGGGCUACUACACGCACGUCCACACGCAAGAGGAGGUUCGUGAACAGGUGUUGAAGUAUAUUCCUGUGGUGGCCAGACCCAUGGUCCUUCAGGACCUGGUGCAUCCUGUCGUAUGGACCCACGCUUACGCAGACAUCACGAAUCCUGCGCUCGCCACUUGGCUGUGGCUGGUGAUGCAGCACCAGGAGCAACGGUCCCGGCUUGAGAAAUAUCUGAAAGGGAAACGUCUUGGCGUGCGAAUGAAUGCAGACGAGAUCUACAUACAGCAGAUCCACAAGGACGAGGACGUUCGCCAGGAUCCAUCGACACUGAACUCGACCGCCUGGCAGGAGUACAGGCUUCUAACCUCCGUCAGCACGCCGGUGUUCGACCGUAAAGGGAACGCACGGAGCAAUCAGACGAGAACAGCGAAUCUGUUGGGCGUGGCCGGCACGGAUGUGCCGAUCGACGACAUACGAAAGCUCACGUUGCCGUACAAGCUCGGCGUGAACGGGUACGCCUUCAUCGUGUCGAACAACGGCUACGUGAUACUGCACCCGGACCUACGGCCGGUAUACCGUGGCAAACUGAAGCUGAACUACAACAGCAUCGAUCUGACCGAAGUGGAGAUCCUGGACGAUGGUCUUGGACCAAGGAACCCCGGGCCAGAGGUGCUCGAGCUACGCGCGGCGUUGGUGGAUCACAAAUGGGGCAGCACAAAAGGCGUGCCGGUGAAGCUGCACUACGACGACAAUCGUCGUGUCACACUCGAGAGACGGGACUACUUCUACGCGCCGUUGCCGGGCACGCCGUUCGGUCUCGCGGUCGCCAUACCGAAUUACGGGACGACGUGGAUCAAGGUCGGUGACGAGAUACGCAGGAACCAGAACUUGGGCAUCGACAUCACCGACUUCUUCGUGGGCAACAACUGGCGUGUGCAUCCCGGCUGGGUCUAUUGUCGGUUCCAUUAUCUCGAGGGUCACGAGUUCGACAAUCCCGAGGAGGAACUGAAACACUUCUUGGACCUGAUGAACAAGCCACGCUGGCGAUGGUCCGAACAAUACGAAACCUAUUCUGUAUACCAUAAUGAUACGGACGAGCUGCCGAACUGCGGCCGAAGAACAUUAUCCCGCGAGGAUUACUACUGUAACAAGGAGCUGAUGCAAUUACUGGUGUUCGACGCGAAGGCCACGAAUGCCAGCUUCGACGAUGAUUUCGUAUUCGAGGAUCCCCGUGCCCGGCAUCUGGCCGAGGUUUAUGGGAUAUUCUUGAGAUUCGUCGCUACACAGAGCGGGUUGACCAGGUGGCAUCAUUUAGACACGAACAAGGUGCCCGCGGAGUUCGACGGUAUCGUCUUCGGCGAUCUUCACAGGAGGGCUGUCAACGAGCCCUGGUACAAGGGCGCCAUUUUCCAGAAUAUUCUGGACCCUAACAGUAUAUCCGUGACAGUUCCCUGGGAGGCAGGCGCCGACGCGAUAGUGACGGUCUCGAUCGGAAUAUUCCCGAAAGACGGUGGUAAAACGGCGCCGGCGGCGGUGAUCGGCUUUCAAAUGCACAUGACGGAUCUCUAUAACAGAUUCAUUGAGUUGACGUCGGGACCGAGCAACUCGUCCGUGAACUGCGCCCACGGAUGGAUCGAUUGUUACUUGCUCGAUCAAAACGGUUACGUGGUCAUAUCGGAGGCGCACAACGACACCGGACAAUUUAUGGGGACGCAGGAGGGCGCUGUUAUGAACUCCAUGGUCGGCCAAGGCCUCUAUAAUCCUGUGGAGAUUUACGAUUAUCAGGCUUGGUGCGAGGAAGUUCGUAUCGAGGAUGCGGCCAGCAGACUGACGGACCCGCUGAUGCACGCCUGGAAACUGUUGCUCUGGUUUCUGCUGCGUGUGACGUGGUUCACGACCCAGUUCGUAAACUUGCCGGCCAGCCUGGCGAAAGUUCACUUCGACGAGGACGCACCGGACCCGCCGCCGCCGCCCCGUCCCUACCUCUAUCACUACCCCUGCGAUCAGAAACGGACCCUCUACAUGAUGAAUUACACGAUCGCCGGCGAGGGUAUCACCAAUCAUCCGGACUACUGCUCUAGACCGUUCUAUGCUCGUAGAGUGCCGCACACGAAUCUCCUGCUGGUCGUCGUCGACGCGAUGUACGCCACUUGCUACAAGAGAUUAGAGGUGACGCCCGUGAUCAUUUCGCCGUUGGAGUACACGAACGGCACCGAGGACGCGCCCUGUCAUAAAAUGCCGCUGAACGAUCUUAAAAGGAGACGCCUGGAGGGCUGUUUCACGGAGCAUCCUCUGGAGUACGAGAUAGAGGAUUGCGGCAGAGCAUCAGGACUGGCUGUAUCUUCCCUUUUGUUCGCCGUUGUGGUCACUAGGAUUUUAUGGACGCUUGUAUGACUGUUCUGAACGAGUAUGUCCGUCCCGUCGAUACCGACUGUAUCCCAUGAAACACGCUGCUGAGAACAAUUAGAUCAGAAAUUACUGUCGGUAUGAAAUUUCGUAUCGGGUUACAGUACCAAAAUUUACCUUUAGUUUCACAAAAUGGUAAUUAACUCAGCAGAUUUCCCUAAGUUGCAUUUCACUGUUUUUAUGUACCGAGCCCUUGUUCAGAGGUUAGAAUGGCGUAUGAAGAAAUUCGAUGAGUGUCGAAAGAGAAUGAAAUUUACAAAGAGUCUGUAAGCGCGCUGCAUAAAGAUCAUUCUUGUUAUUUUUUAUUUUUAAGAGAGAAACUGCUAAUUUAGAGUGGAGUAUAGCGCCUGGAAAGUGCAUGCCUUCGCCGAUCCACUUCUGAAGGCUCAUCCACGGCGCGCAAAACGUACGAGGAAUCUUACGAAGUUCCCAGAGUGAUCUUGUUUAUGGAACUAUAAACUUUUCCCUCCCACCUCGCUUUUACCCAGAAGACGCGUCCUACUCCGGUGACAAGCUUCCAUUCUUUCCCCGGGGCCAUUGUUCUGAUAACGUCCGUAGUCCUGGGUCGCGAGAGUUCUCGCCUCCUCGGAAACAAAAAUAAUAAAAGAACACCUCCACCACUCGAAACUUUGAAGCAUCGGCUCUGUAAUCGAAGAACUUUUUUUUUUUUUACUAAAAAUCGUA